GACAAUUUAGUAGCUACGAGACGUCGGUGAGCAUUGCGCUCGCAUCUUAAUCCGACCUCACUCUCAGUUAAAUUAGAGCGAAAUGCACUUGACAUCCACGCUGAUUGGCCUCCUUAUCGUCGGUCUGGGAAUCGAGCUACCCACUCCCACCGUCGCCCAGUUCUGGAUGUCGGUUGAUCCUAUCUCCAGGUGGCGAAGUGAGACCCUGGCCCAAAGACCCUCCGGAAUAUGCUACAAGACUCGCACUGUGGAUACCGUCAAUCCGAAUUCUAGGAUCCGACAGAUCUCUUACUGCUGCGAUGGCUAUGUGAAUGAAGGGACUACCCAGAUCUUGAAGUGUGUACCCAUCUGCAGGGAGGACUGCUCGAAUGGGUUGUGCGUCACGCCCGGCGAUUGCGAAUGUGCUCCAGGAUACUUCCGGAAAAACGGAAAGUGUCGUUAUGAGUUGGAUGAUAAGGAAUAAAUAAAUAUUUGAUGAUUAAAAUCCAUA
Messenger RNA from Drosophila suzukii, 490 nucleotides. RefSeq names its product Nimrod B3 (gene NimB3). The record is from RefSeq and is a predicted model, not a curated record. Lineage: Eukaryota; Metazoa; Arthropoda; Insecta; Diptera; Drosophilidae.